AUUAUUUAUUCUAUGUAUAAAUCAAAAGAUUUUACGUACAGCUACUCGUCAGUUUCUAGGGGUUAGUUGUAUAGCUUCUUUUACUUCUCACACCCCUCACGACUCACGUGCAUACUUAACUCCAUCGUUAACCAAAUUUUCUUCUUCAGUUUCCUUCUAAUCCUAUAACUAACUAAUUAAAUAACUAGUCUUACAUCGUUUAGCAAAAAAAAAAACUAGUCUUACAUUUAGGUACGCCUCGUUUUUCGUUUUCCAAACAACGCAAGAUUCAUUUGUUUUGCUUUUUUUUUUUUUUUCUGUCAUUAAGUAUAUAUGCUUGUGACACCUUUGUUUAGUACUCAGUACUCACUAUUCACUACCGUCACUGUUGUUUUACCGGCCACAAACAUGAUUAGCAACAUGAUUAGGUAUUCAUGUUUAGAUAUUUUUGUUGGAAACGAUAAUAGCAUCGACCCAUAAUAGAAGGUGGGCCCUUGAACUUGACUCUGACACCAUAUGGGGUUAUGGACAAUAUUAUGGACGUGGGCCAUUAUAAGCUAGAAGUCACGAGAACCUGAGUGUGUUUCCUCAAUGGUAAGUAGGCACUCCAGAGCGCUUGUUAUAAUCAUUCGAACCAAAAGCUCGCGCUUACCGAAAUAUAGCUCUGCCUGCCGUAACCAGGGACGGCCAAAACGAUGGUAUUUGAGCGUGUGUCGGCCUGAGGCAUGUUUCUUGCGUACACGCAUGUGUCUUUAUCUUAUAUUUAGUCUUUAAGGUUUUGUAUGGUUACGUACUCUUGUUUGUUUAAUAUUUUUAAAGUUACGUACUAUAUAUUUACGUCUUGUAUAUUAGUAUAUACUAUGAUCUUCUUUUUUUGUUAGCCUUUUCGGUUUUUAUUAGAUUUUGGUGAUGAUUUCCCCACCAGGUUAUACCUUCUAGAUAACAUUUCAUAUCGAUUACAAAAAGAGGAAGUUUUUCGAGAUUAUAUAUAAUCUUUGGAUAUGAAUGAAGGAGUCCCACUCCUUUUUAUAAUUGUUUUGUUUUACCUUUUAUUUCCAGGUUAGUUGGUUACCCUUUUCCAUGGGUUUUUUCCCUCUCUUUUAAUAGGUUAGAUGUGAUUUUGUAGUUUGCCCUUUCUAUUUUUAAUACUUUUUAAAGUUUAUAAAUGGCCGACAAACAAAAAGUAUAUAAAUGCAUAUCUUGAAAACACCGUAGGUUGUCUUAUGUAUGUGGGCCUACAAAGCCCAAUCCAUUGCAGUCCGUAUUGUACAAGAAUUAACAAGUGAAUCGGUGGGCUUCAGAAUCAAGGCAGGCUUGUUAGUCAAGGCUCUGCUUCUGAUAUACAUUCUGCUUCUGUUGCCAACCAAGGUACUAACUUCAGGUCUGAACAAUUUUGUUUCGUUAAAGUACUAUUACACUUGGAAAUACUCUCAACUCUUAUGCCUUAUCUGGUUCUUAUUAUCGGACCUGAAGAGCAAUGGAUGUGAGUCUGCAUGUUGAUCAGCCAACAAGUUAUACUCUUUCCAAGCUGCGUGUGGAUGAAGUAUUUUGAGUAAAUUUUCUCUUUCCAAGUGGUUCCGUUGUGAAACAUGAAACGAGCCAGGAACUAGUGAAGCUGAGCGGUCAUUCGCCAACUUGCAGGAUCUAAUGGAGCAAUACAAUUCAGAAAAGCUUCAAUUGGAGAGUAUAUCAGGGAAACAUGUACAAGUGUUGAGUGCAUUUAUGAGUUCAUACGAUCAACUAAGGCUUACUUCAUGAGAAAACUGGCCAUCUCAGGAAAUUAUUAAAUGAAGCAGAGAAAGAGAUGGCUUAUUGUGAGGCUGAAACAGUAGAAUUGAAAGCAAGUAGUAGUGCUAUUGUAAGUGUAACCACUGGUUAAUUAAACUCAUCUUAAUUAACUCAUUAGUUUCAACACUACACUGCCGCGUCAGGAUAACUUUUGUAUAGACUAGUUGGACGAUUAAUUGAUCGGUGGCUGCAAACCUCGUGCCCGUAAACUUCUCUUAUGCAUCACUUUCAGGUUUAGAUUAGCCAAAAUCAGACUCCCCUUAUUUAAAAAAAAAAACUUUUUAGUGUGUUAUUACAUAAUGCGCUCAUCACAUGGUCAUUUGAUUAAAAGAGUAAUUAGAUUAAAACAAGACAAAACAUAUUUGUGUUGCCAAUAAUUAGAAAAAGGGAUUAAUUAUGUUAAGCGUCCAAGAGAAUGCCUUUCCACGUUGGGGGCACAUGCGUUCUCUUCUUUCUUCCCUUUUGUUCUUCUACCAAAACAAACACCAUUAUAGGCCCAAAUCCACAGAUAACCUACCAAAAUAUUUACAUCAAAAUAGUUCGACGUGAGUAAGAGAAAUGCAAGUGGUUCUACAUUUGAGAUUAGAACCAUAGAAUAAAACGUCCUGCCAACUGUUCCGAUAAAAAAAUAUGGAAUACGUUCUGAAAUUACAUAAAAUGGUCCGAGAAAAAUGGCAGUGAUCGACCAGAAGAGCUUAGUUGCCGGUUCAUUUGAUAGUAUUCUUGACCAAAACCCUAUAUAGGUUUGUAUAAAUCUUGUCUAUUACAUUGUAUAUAUUUGUUCCAUGUACUCAUAUUCGAAAAAGAAAAAUAGUAAAAGGAUAAGAGGAUAAAAUCAAGAGACAAUAGAGAAUGGAAGAGGAUUAACGUAAAAUGAAAACAAGAUUCAAUGCAUCGAAGAUUGGAAUAAGAAUAUAAACUAAACGAGAAAAUUUAGAGUAGGUCAAAAGGGGGGAACAUAAAAUUAUAGGACUUGUUUUCUCCAAUGAAUUAAGACUAGAGAUGAAAUUAGAAAAGCAUAAAAGAUUGCUCACAUGCAACCCAAAUUCCUUUGUCCUCAAUAAUGCAUGUUUACAAACAAAUUUGUUUUAGAAUAUAGUAUUAGACAUCAAUUUUAAGAAUAUAGUAUUAGAGAAACGAAUUUAAAUGGUGUUUUGGUAAGAAUAUAUAUUGAGAAACUGAAUUUAGGAAGAUGUUGUAUACUAUAAUAGCCAAGCUGACAAGCAUAUGUGAUCAAGAAGAAAUAAAAACGAUAAGGAAAUACAUAGAUGCCCUUGGGAUUAGAAUAUGGAAGACGAACAAAGGCUGUGGCAGUAUUCUUUGAAGUUGCAUCCUAUAAAAUUGAAAGCACAUGCAUUAGCGUAUUUUGUAUUUGUGUGUUCGAUUAUUCUCUAGUUAAUUAACAACCACUUUUGGUGCACACGUUCUGAUUAUUGUACAUAUAGACUAAUGGGGAGUAUAUAUUAUAGUAUAAAAGAGUAAGAAAUAUACGAUCCAUACCAACGUUGAGUUGGCCUAGUGGUAAAGGGGUUGCGGUUGUAACUUCCGCCACUUGGGUUCAACUCACGGUGGGAGGGACUAUUUACAAUGCUUGGGUUCCCGGCAAAGAGGUGAAAACACCUUUUUAUUUUACCAAAAAAAAUAAAAAAAAUAUACGAUCCAUUACCACCGUCCCUAACGUUGGUCGUAUAGCCAAACAUAAAUGGUCUUUGGUCUUCUGACACAAAGUAAGAUCGUACAAGAAAUUCUACUACUUGAUUCCUCAGAUACUCAUAUCAUAAUAAGAUCUCUAUGAGAUUUCAGCAUAUGUCGCCAUUUGUGUAGGUCAAAAGUCAAAACAUAGGUGGUUGUUUUUCAAGAUUAAUACACGUACAUAUAAUGGAUGCUUACGCAAUUACUUCAUCCUCAUAAUUAAGUCGACUACCAUCCAUCAUGCGGCCAUCAUUGCACUCUUUCUUUCCCAAUUAUUAAUACCAAACUCAUUGCUUUUAUGUGUUGUAUGAUUGAUAAGAACGAAAUUGUUUAUGUUUCAUAUGUAUAUGAAAUUAUCGCAGUUCAUGAACAUUCCAUCGUUUAAAUUUGGACCAUCACAUGCAAUAGUAUUUGGACUCGUUAUACAAGAUAUAUUAUCCUUUUAAUAGUUUUUCUAUUACGUAAUUUCACUAUAAUUUUUUUUAUCAAUUGGGUCAUUAGAAUCUAAGGUAACAUGCUAAUCAUGGGUCUUAUCAUUCCUCAUCCUUUAUUUUCAGCUUAUUAUUUGUUGAUGAAUGAUGAGUCUAUCUAGUUAUAUCUGGCAUCUUGUUUUAAGUAUUUAUUUUGAUGAUCCUCUCCUCGUUAAUUGUUCACUCUCGUUUCUAAAAUACUUUUGUGAAUGACAAAAUCAGACCGAUCUAUGCUUUAGAUUUGAGCAGGACCAUAUGUAUGCAAUUCACUAGUGUAGUACAACCUUUGAGGUAUGCAUGAAACAUGCUACCAAGUGGAAAAUGAAUCAUUGCUAAUUAUAUAUAUAUAUAUAUAUUUGAUUGAUUGAUAAUUGGUAUAUCAUGGGCACAAUUGACUCAACGCAGAGCUAUUUUUAAAUGAUUUAUAAAGAUUUCAAAUAUUAAAGAAAAUGAAAAGAGAGAGAAAAGAAAGGUGUAACUCUUAUAUAAAGGGAUCGUGGAAGGGAUACUUUUCCAAGACCAACACACAUUCCUUUUCACUUUGUUCUUCUCCUCCAACUAGCGAAAAAGAUAUACAAAACAUUUGUUUAUCCUCAUAGAGAAAUAAGAAGGAUGAACACAACAUCGUCCAAGAGCAAGAAGAAGCAAGAAGAGGGUGGUGCGAGGUUUCUUGGGGUGAGAAGGAGACCUUGGGGAAGAUACGCGGCUGAGAUUAGAGACCCAACAACCAAGGAGCGUCACUGGCUUGGCACGUUUGAUACGGCCGAGGAAGCUGCCUUGGCCUACGAUAGAGCCGCUCGGUCCAUGCGUGGCACUCGUGCCCGCACCAACUUCGUUUACUCAGACAUGCCUCCUUCAUCCUCCGUCACCUCCAUUAUUUCUCCUGAUGAUCCGCCUCCACCUCCACCUCCUACUUCAGCUGCUCCUCCUUGUUCUAAUGAUCCUGUGGAUUACAUGAUGAUGUUUAACCAAUAUUCAUCAACAGAUUCGCCAAUGCUGCAACCUUACUCUGAUCAAGUGGACAGCAGUUACAUGUUUGGUGGCUCAUCUUCUUGUUAUUCUAACAGCAGCAGCGAGUUGCCUCCUCUGCCAAGCGACUUGUCAAAUUCUUGUUAUAGCCAACCACAGUGGAGCGUUGACGACUACUCGACCGCUACCUAUUUCGAGGGUGACUACGUCCAUAGUCCAAUGUUCAGCACAAUGCCUCCGGUUUCUGACUCUUUCAACCACUUCGGCUCCUAUAAUUAACAUAUAUUCUCAUCCAUAUUUAAUUGUUUUCUCAUUUGUAUUUUUUUUUUUUUUGGAUUUCAGUAUGUUUCGCCGUCCUUGGUCUAUGAUCAAAGUGAUUGUUUGUCUUAUUUUUGAAUAAAAUAAAUUAUUUUUCUCUUGUAUAUCUUAACCAAUGAAAACAAACAUCUCCUUUGUGUCCAUUCACAAAUUCUCACAUAAUAUUCUCUAUGGGCCUGUGAACUCAAAAGCCCAUUCAUGGAUACUUGAUGGGCUAUGGCAUGUUUGGUUUCUUAUAGUAGAACUAGAUUAUUUGUAGGUUGACGUACUACAUUUGUGCCUUCUGGUGUCUAAUAUGCUUAUGUAAUCUGAAAAUGUUCAUAUUUGAUGGAUUCUGGUAACUUAAUUACCUGUUUGUCGGUCGUCAAAAGAUGGUAGUAGGUUUGACUGGUGAACCAUGUCUACCUGUUUCAAAAGCUGGUUACCAAACACAAUUAAAAAUGCAUGUACAUAUAAGUGGUUUCCAGAAGAGGAAAUUAAGGUGGUGAAGAAUACAUGGGAGAUGAAGUUUUUCUCUUUUUAUACCAUCGCAGUUGCACUUCUAGUUGUAGCCAACUUUGGAAUGAUGCACACAAGGGGGCAGAGCGUUUCGUGCCUAAACCAGCUUGCUCCAUGCCUAAACUACCUGAAUGGAACAAAAGAAGUGCCUCAAGUAUGCUGUAACCCUCUCAAAUCAGUAAUAAAGAACAAUCCAGAGUGCUUGUGCCGUAUGAUAAGUAACCGAGGGAGUUCACGGGCCGAGCAAGCUGGCAUUAAUGUCAACGAUGCUCAAAUGUUGCCUGCUCGAUGUGGAGAACACGUCAAUCCCAUUGCCUGCUUGACUAAUCGUACGCACUAUUUUCUUACUUGAAGAAACCUAUGUUAUUUUUAUUUUUUCUUUGUCUCAAUCUUGUGUGUUGUGUGCAGGAUCUCGAGGAUCUACCAACUCGGACCGAAGCUCCUCCACUGGCAACUCCUUUUCUCAGUCCCAUUGGAGAACAACAUUAGCUUUUGCAGCAACUCUUUUACCAUUUAUACUUUAAAUAAACGGAAUCUCUCGCUGUUCUAUAGCACUCUGUUCAUUCUUUUUAUUUGUUUGAACAAUGCUUAUGAGUUAUGAUUAUUGUUUGUUCGUCACCCACACAUUAGUGUACUCCCUCCGUUCCUUCAAAUAAACUGAAUCUCUCA
This is a messenger RNA of Brassica rapa (field mustard), 6383 nucleotides long. RefSeq names its product ethylene-responsive transcription factor LEP. Gene Ontology annotation, biological process: regulation of DNA-templated transcription. NCBI's taxonomy places the organism in Eukaryota, Viridiplantae, Streptophyta, Magnoliopsida, Brassicales, Brassicaceae. The record is from RefSeq and is a predicted model, not a curated record. Gene Ontology annotation, molecular function: DNA-binding transcription factor activity; DNA binding.